UUCCGGUUUGUCUGCAAAAAUUAUCAUAAUUUGAUCGACUGAUUGUGCUAGGUUUAGAGUCUAAUCUGUCAAUAUGUCUGACAGAAAGGCAGAAUUAGAAAGAAAGAAGCAGCGGCUUGAACAGAUGCGAAAAGAGAGACAAGAAAAAGAACGUGCACGAAGUACAAGACAGACUGAUGAAGCACCAAAGCCUGCACAAUCACAAGAUCUAAGAGCAGAAACAGAUGAAUUAUUGAAGGAUCUUGGGAUUCCUCCUUCAGGACCAAAGAGUUCCAGUCCAAGUCCAACACAUUCCAAUAAAUCUGCUUCAGACACAGAGGCCAAACAAGUUAUUGUCACAACUAGCAGAAAACCAAAAAUUAAACUGUCUGUGGUCAAAGUAUCUGAAACUAGCAUACCACCUAAAGAAAAUGUAUCCUAUAGUAAAGAAACACAGACUGCUGUAGUAGAACCAUUAGAUAAGGAAGGAAGAAACCCGUGGGAUUAUUACGGGGGAUCACAAUACAGUUCCCCGCUUCAUGGAUCUCAUGGAUCUCCGCGCUUUAUACAUCAUGAUUUUGAAUGGGAGGAUGAAUUUGAUGAUGAAGAUGAGGACGGAGAAACAGAUUCUAUGGCAGCCCAGCCACAGACACCAACAUCAUCUAAGAUGCCACAUGUUGAAAUGGUGGCACCAAAACAGACACAAGAAGAUUUGGACAAAAAGGAAGAAAAACCAUUGCCAGAAUUAAGUGAGGAAGAGAAACAACAGAUUCUAAAUUCUGAGGAUUUCCAGACGUUCUUCAGUAAAUCUGCUCGGCUUGUUGAAAGGAUACUUACAGAGGAAGUAGAUAUCUACACUGAUUAUUCAGGUGGAGAUAAUGAGGGCAAAGAUGAUGAGUUAGCUGGAGAAAGACUGAAGUUAAACAGAAUAUUUUAUGAUGAGAGAUGGUCUAAGCACAGAACAAAUACUAGUUUAGAUUGGUCUAAACAGCAUCCAGAACUACUGUUAGCAUCCUACAAUACCAAUGAGGAUUCACCACAUGACCCAGAUGGUGUAGCAUUGAUUUGGAACAUGAAAUUUAAAAAACAAACUCCAGAAUAUGUCUUCCACUGUCAGUCUGCCAUUAUGUCGUCAUGUUUUGCUGAAUUUCACCCUAACUUGAUAGUAGGUGGCACAUAUUCAGGGCAGAUUGUAUUAUGGGACAACAGAGUAAACAAACGCACCCCAAUACAGAGAACUCCUUUGUCUGCUGCUGCUCACACACAUCCAGUAUACUGUGUAAAUGUAGUGGGAACACAGAAUGCUCACAAUUUGAUCAGUGUAUCUACAGAUGGAAAGAUGUGUUCAUGGAGUCUAGAUAUGUUAGCUCAACCACAGGACAGCAUGGAACUGCAUUUUAAACAAAGUAAAUCUGUUGCUGUUACAUGCUUCUCCUUCUUGUCUGGUGAUGUUAACAACUUUGUUGUAGGCAGUGAGGAAUGUACUGUUUAUACUGCAUGUAGACAUGGCAGUAAGGCUGGUAUAAGUGAAGGAUUUGAAGGACAUCAUGGUCCUAUCACUGGUAUAGACUGCCAUAAAGUUCCAGGACAGAUUGACUUCUCACCUUAUUUCUUAACAUCUUCAUUUGAUUGGACAAUCAAACUUUGGAGCAUUAAAGAACAAAAAUUUUUGCAUUCAUUUGAAGAUAACAGUGACUAUAUUUAUGAUGUAAAAUGGUCACCCACACAUCCUGCCUUGUUUGCCAGUGCUGAUGGUAAUGGUAAAUUAGACCUAUGGAAUCUUAACAAUGAUACAGAGGUCCCUACAACAUCAAUAACAGUAGAUAAUAAUGCUUGUCUAAAUCAUGUACGAUGGCAUGAAACAGGAAGCCAUAUAGCUGCUGGAGAUGAUAUAGGCCGGAUACAUUUAUAUGAUGUUGCAGAGACUGUAGCUGCACCUAAAGGAAAUGAAUGGUCCAAGUUUGCCAAAACAUUACAGGAAAUGAAACAACAAGCCACAGAAAGGGAAGAAGAAGCUAUGUCACUAUCAACAAUGACAUCACCCUUACGAUGAAUUCGGCUUAUUAUACAUCAUUUAUUUAUAUGGACUUCAAAAAACUUUUUAGCUGGAUGUAUUCAAAAUUUCUUUGAUGACGAUUUAUGUUUAUCAAGUUUCAGCAAAAAUACUGUGUAUUUAUCUGUAAUUCUGAACUUGUCAUGCAUCAGACUUUGAUGUUGUCUACAGUUUGCAUGUUUAAAAUUAAUUAGUAGAUUUUCAUCCAUCUGGAGAGGAAAUGGAACAUUUUGGAGGAUUUUAUUUUUCAUUUCCUCUGAAACCAUGUUUGCUUGAGUAGAAUAUAAAAAUAAGUAGAUGUGGUAUGCUCUCUUUAAGAUUGCUUGCAUCAGUUUCCUUUCACUUUCUGAGCUCUGAUUUUUAAUACCCAUUCAAACGAAUCAGUGCUUCAGGAACACCACAGGCCCUUUUAGCUAAUGUGUGAUGAUUAUCAUCUACAUACCACAAAAUAUUUCUCCUUGUAUUAACCAGAUUAACUCCAAGACUGUUAUAAUCUGUUGACAAAAACUUGCACCCUGUUUCUUUAGCCUCUCUAUAAUAUCAUGAAACAACUUGUUCUUUUGGUUCAGUUUAUGUUUUAGGUUGGGUAAAUAAAUGGAUAUAUUUGCACUUUGUAUAAGAAUCUUAAAAGCAUCAAUCUUAGUAUUUUCAACAGAUAUUUUGUAUUCAUCUAUAUUCACUCCCUACUUAUUGUAUAGUUUUGUAUGAAAAAGAUUUAUCAGCACAUCCACCAGUAACAGAAAUGAACAAAGUCUGGAUAAUGUCAUUUAAGAAAAAAAAUUUGGGAGAGAUGAAAGAUUGCAUUCUUUCUAACUGCUUAUUCAAAAAUAAAAACAAAAUGUAAGCAUGCUUUAAAGGUCAUUUUUUCACCUUGAACUGUGUUCUGUAUUCAAAUUCUAGUUUUUUUACACUUCGUUUAAGGUAUUACUUGAAUUUUGAAAAUUUAUGGAGUAGAUUAGGUAGAAAUAGCAAUGGGGUUUUUCUUAAGUUAGUGAAUUCAUUAUUUUUAAUGUAUGAUAGAUUCUUAUAUUUAUAUCAAUAUGAGGUGGAAGUUGAUUUAAGUAUUAUCUGAAGUUUCGAUGAUAAAAGAAUACAUUUUUGUAUAACAAAUAAGUUAUGCCAGGCAUUUGUCACUUUUCAUGGUGCUGACUUAAAAUAGCUUCAGUUUAUGUAUAUGCAUUGUUUAUAUGGUUAUAUGAUGAACUUUUGUAUAGAAAUACUUGCAAUAUUAAUUGAACAGUUAUAAAAUCAUGCAAAUAAAACAUGCUUAUAAAUACUCAA
Molecule: messenger RNA, 3313 nt
Organism: Mytilus californianus (California mussel)
Lineage: Eukaryota; Metazoa; Mollusca; Bivalvia; Mytilida; Mytilidae
Product: cytoplasmic dynein 1 intermediate chain 2-like
Exons: 17
Coding region: 74-2032 (652 amino acids)
Biological process (GO): transport along microtubule
Cellular component (GO): cytoplasmic dynein complex
Molecular function (GO): dynein heavy chain binding; dynein light chain binding
Source: RefSeq, a predicted model, not a curated record